AUGGCUCUCCUAAUUCCGAAAGCUGACAUGAGCAAACCCGGCUUUGGAGAUCUUUCAGGAGAGAUUCGAAACCGCAUCUACGACGUCCUGAUCGGCCAAAACCUGACCUGCCGGGGUCUUUCGCAUAUCCCCAAACACCUUUGCACGUCCAACUCACUGUCCUUCGUCCCGGGGCAGUACUUUAUGAGCAUUUUCCAGCUGUCAAGUUUGACUCGACAAGAAGCGCGCCCGAUGUUUAUGAGUCGAACAAUUCUCAAAGUCGAAUGCGGAGAUGCUGCAGAGCUAGUGGCCACGUUCUUUCCCUCCGAAGACCCGGCCGUGCGUGCGAAUUACGUGGGCAACCUCUUCAUCUCGAUUUUGAAAGAGAAGACGAGCGAUUCGGGCGAUAUUUUGCCCCUCGUAAGGCUUCUCCUGCAAGCACCCAAUGUGUCUUACCAGUUAAGUCGAGGGCGGUUUGAGUCUGGUGCAAACCCCGUACCUAUUGAGCACAUGCAGGAACUGGAGAACGUCCUCUUCCGAUCCCAAAGCCAAUUCUGGCGCAACUGUAUUGUCGACGGCAUAAUCGCGAAAUUGGAGGUUUAUGGUAGACUUCGAAAGGUGAAGGAAAGGAUCGUGCCAAAGAACAUCUCGAUUACCGUCCGCGGAGCCGAUACGAAACCUUGGAUGGACUCAGCAUAUUGGACCGGGGAUAACAAGGAAGCAAUGGCAGCGCAGUUCGAGGAGUUCUUGGAGGCUGCCGGGCUCUUGGACGUGGACCACUGGGACUUAGGCAGCUAUUGUAUUCAUGUGGAAGUCAGAAAGAGUGCGACGGAAUGGUGGAUGGGGGAACACCACAGCGCGGAGGCACAACCGGCGAAGAGGGAGUGGAUUAAGAAGGCGAGGAUUCCCGGAGAGUGGGGCAACAUUACCGUAAACGGCCCGUAA
Trematosphaeria pertusa is the source of this 924-nucleotide messenger RNA. RefSeq lists its product as uncharacterized. Lineage: Eukaryota; Fungi; Ascomycota; Dothideomycetes; Pleosporales; Trematosphaeriaceae. The record is from RefSeq and is a predicted model, not a curated record. Bases 1 to 924 code for a protein of 307 amino acids. The transcript is spliced from 3 exons.